AUGUUGCAUAAAUUAUUACGUGGCUCUAAUGGAAUAAUAUAUGCAGAUGAUGAAACCAAUAAUGAAGUAUUACGAGAUUAUGAACGUUUAGAAAUUGUUGGUGAAGGUACUUAUGGUGUAGUUUAUCGUUGCCGUUGUAAACAUACUGGUAAAACAUUUGCAAUUAAGUACUUCCGUAAUAAUACUGAGGAAAUUACUACAACAACAUUAAGAGAAAUAUCUAUUUUACGAGAGUUAAAUCAUCCUAAUAUUGUAAAUUUAUUGGAUAUAUUUAUUGCUAAAAAUAGUAUUCAUAUAAUAUUUGAAUAUAUUUCAUAUGACUUAAAACGUUUUAUUAGGAUGUUUCCACAAAAAAUCUUACCUUACAGUCUAGCUAAAUAUAUAAUUUAUGAGAUAUUAAAAGGGGUUUGUUAUCUACAUUCUGGAAGAAUUGUCCAUAGAGAUUUAAAACCUCAAAAUAUACUUGUUACAGAUAAUAAGUAUUAUCCAAAAGUAAAAAUAGCAGAUUUUGGUCUAGCAAGACUCUAUUCUUUCCCAUUAAAAACUCUUACUAGAGAAGUUGUUACGUUAUGGUAUCGUGCACCAGAAUUAUUAUUAGGAAUGAAACAUUAUACAAAUGCGGUUGAUAUUUGGAGUAUAGGCUGCAUAUUUCUUGAAUUAAUUAUUGGUAGACCAAUAUUUUGGGGUGAUUCUGAGAUAGCAACAUUAUAUAAAAUAUUUCAGUUACUUGGCACACCUAAUAAAGAUGUAUGGAAUGAAGUUAAUACACUUCCUGACUUUAGUAAUGAAUGGCCUCAUUGGAAAAUUAAUGAUUAUUGGAUAGAUAACUUAUUAAUAAAAAGUGGCAAGAAUGAAGAUUUAUUUAAAGAUAAUCAUGCAAAAUGUCUUAUUAAAAGAAUGUUAUUAUACGAUCCAAAUAAAAGAAUUUCAGCUUUGGAAGCUUUGGAAAAUCCAUGGUUUGAUGAAUUUAAAAUUUAA
This is a messenger RNA of Cryptosporidium muris RN66, 978 nucleotides long. RefSeq names its product cell division control protein 2, putative. Gene Ontology annotation, molecular function: ATP binding; cyclin-dependent protein serine/threonine kinase activity. Gene Ontology annotation, cellular component: nucleus. Lineage: Eukaryota; Apicomplexa; Conoidasida; Eucoccidiorida; Cryptosporidiidae. Bases 1 to 978 code for a protein of 325 amino acids. Gene Ontology annotation, biological process: protein phosphorylation. The transcript is spliced from 2 exons. The record is from RefSeq and is a predicted model, not a curated record.